Messenger RNA from Microthlaspi erraticum, 1107 nucleotides. NCBI's taxonomy places the organism in Eukaryota, Viridiplantae, Streptophyta, Magnoliopsida, Brassicales, Brassicaceae. The record is from the annotation of a GenBank genome assembly.
AUGUCUUCCACAAAACCCAUCUCGCUCAUUCUCUCCAUCACUCUCUUCUUCUCUCUUCUCCUCGGAUCCUCCUCUGCUCAAACCGUCGUGAAAGCUUCUUACUGGUUUCCAGGGAGUGAGUUUCCGAUCACCGACAUUGACUCAUCUCUCUUCACUCACCUCUUCUGCGCUUUCGCUGACCUCAACGCUCAAACCAAUCAAGUCACUGUCGCUUCCGCGAGCCAAGCCAGAUUCUCAACCUUUACACAAACCGUGCAAAGGAGAAACUCUGCUGUGAGAACGCUUUUGUCCAUCGGCGGUGGUGCCGCUGAUAAAACUGCGUUUGCGUCCAUGGCAAGUAACCCCACUUCUCGAAAAUCGUUCAUCGAUUCUUCGAUUAGGCUCGCUAGAUCGUACGGUUUCCACGGUCUUGAUCUAGAUUGGGAGUAUCCGAGCACUGCCACCGAAAUGAGCAACUUCGGAACGCUACUUCGAGAAUGGCGAUCGGCGGUUGUGGCAGAGGCCAGUAGCACCGGUAGACCGCGUUUGCUUUUGGCGGCUGCGGUUUUCUAUUCCAACAACUACUAUUCGGUACUGUAUCCGGUUCAAGCCGUUGCCGACAGCUUGGAUUGGGUUAAUCUUAUGGCUUAUGAUUUUUACGGACCGGGUUGGUCUAGAGUAACCGGUCCUCCCGCCGCUCUAUAUGAUCCUUCAAACGCAGGUCUAAGCGGAGACGCUGGAGUAAGAUCAUGGACUCAAGCAGGACUUCCGGCGAAGAAAGCAGUCUUGGGAUUCCCAUACUACGGCUACGCGUGGCGUCUCGCGAACGCCAACAGUCGCAGCUAUUACGCGGCUACCACCGGAGCGGCGAUAACACCUGACGGUUCAAUCGGAUACGGUCAGAUAAGGAAGUUCAUAGUGGAUAACGGAGCAACUACGGUUUAUAACAACACGGUGGCUGGAGACUACUGUUAUUCCGGAACGACUUGGAUUGGAUACGACGAUACUCAGAGUAUCGUGACGAAAGUGCGAUAUGCUAAGCAGAGAGGUUUGCUUGGUUACUUCUCGUGGCAUGUUGGAGCUGACGAUAACUCUGGUCUAUCUCGUGCAGCCUCACAGGCAUGGUGA